AUGGCUUUAGAGAUCCUUCCAGGCUGCAAUCCAUGCCGACGAACUACAGAAUUUUGCAACAAGCCAUCGCUGGCAACUUCUGUUUACCCUCCAGGGUUGUCAGCACCAUAUGGCUCCGUUUCUGCAAACCUUUAUGAUUUUGAGGUGAACAUAACAAUUGGGAACGUGACAGAAACUUCCAUAUUGGUGGCAUGGAAUACAACACAGUACCCUGGUGUUGAAGUGUAUUUUACCAUAGCAUUUAACAACACACCUAUCAAUAACGUUAGCAGUCCUCACUUAAUAGAGAACAUGACCGAUGGAGAGGUGCAUAGUCUUCAAAUCACGUCCACUGUAACGGGGAGAGACAUGAGGACUGAGUCUGUAAUGUCAAAAGUGGAAUAUGUUAGAACAGCUCCAAGGCAACCAAAUGUUACUCUCGAUCCGCCUUAUAAUGCACCAAGUAUAACCAUUAGAUGGACACCAAGAAAUCCAUACUUCAGCGUGUUUUACAUAUAUUUUACGGGUCCUGGUGUUAACUUUGUUGCCUCCACAACUGAUACAAACAAAACAUUCACUGAUCUGAAGCAUGGAACAAUCUACUCUUUCACAAUUGUUCAAGAAACAGAUGAGCCAUAUAGAAGAAACAGCUCUGAUUUAACCAAAGAAUUUCGCACAGAGCCUUCAGUCCCACGUCCACCUACAUAUGUUGGGGCAAAUGCUGGACAACGGAAUAUAACAAUAAAUAUAACUGACACUGAUAUGCCUAAUGGAGGUAUCAUCCAGUAUAUUUUCCAGCUGACUUACAAAGUGUACAGAGACGAGGCAGAUCGUCAUGGCGUGAUCAUUCUACCACAGAAAGACUCGGGCAUAUAUAUACUGGAAUCACAGAGACAUGGACAUAUUUUUCCAG
Molecule: messenger RNA, 892 nt
Organism: Saccostrea cuccullata (small rock oyster)
Lineage: Eukaryota; Metazoa; Mollusca; Bivalvia; Ostreida; Ostreidae
Exons: 4
Molecular function (GO): protein binding
Source: RefSeq, a predicted model, not a curated record